Molecule: messenger RNA, 1083 nt
Organism: Bacidia gigantensis
Lineage: Eukaryota; Fungi; Ascomycota; Lecanoromycetes; Lecanorales; Ramalinaceae
Product: putative secondary metabolism biosynthetic enzyme
Exons: 2
Coding region: 1-1083 (360 amino acids)
Molecular function (GO): oxidoreductase activity, acting on NAD(P)H
Source: RefSeq, a predicted model, not a curated record
AUGAAGGAAGCACUUGUCAGCGCCGGACCAAAGGUCCAAGUCAUCGAUAGCACAAUCCCUGUUCCAGAAGCUGAUCAGGUCGUUAUCAAAGUCGUGAUUUCUGGCACUAAUCCAAAGGAUUGGAAACGCGCGGAAAACAACGAAAAAGCUCUCAACACAGGAGACGAUAUCGCAGGCGUGGUCCAUACCGUCGGAUCAGAUGUCACCGAGUUCAAAACGGGCGACCGUGUUGCGGCGUUCCACCAGAUGCAGGCACCACAUGGCAGCUUCGCAGAGUAUGCCCUCAGCUUCGCUCAUACUACCUUCCAUCUGCCCAAGAAGACAAGCUUCGAAGAGGCAGCAACGAUUCCCCUCGCUGCAAUGACUUCGGCGUUUGGAUUAUAUCAAGGCCUUGACCUUCCACUACCGUGGCAUCCUGCUAAAGAACGCCUGCCCUUGAUCAUCUACGGCGCUGCUAGUGCCGUUGGCUCCUUUGCCAUUCAGCUUGCCAUCCAGUCCAAUAUCCACCCUCUGAUCUGCGUUGCAGGGAAAAGCACUUCUCAUGUGGAGAGCCUCAUUGACAAGAGCAAAGGCGAUCAGGUACUAGAUUAUCGGGUCGGUAAUGAUCAAUUAGUGCAGUCAUUAGCUGCAGCAGUCAAGAAUGCCGGGGGGUCUAUCGAGCAUGCCUUUGACUGCAUCUGUGAACACGGCAGCUAUCUGAAUAUUGCGCAAGUGCUGAAUAAAGAAACAGGAAAGAUCGCAGUGAUAUUGCCAUUGAAGGAUUACAGCGAUAUACCCAAAAAUAUCACGCCAAUUAGGACAUACGUAGGUGGAUCGCAGGAGGAGACGGAUACGAUCUAUCCAAGCAACAAAGACACUGGCACUCAAGUUGGCAACCAAGAUUUCGCUUUCGCUUUCUUCAGAUACUUUGGCAGGGGCCUUCUGAAAGGAUAUUUUAAAGGACAUCCUUACGAAGUCGUGCCGGGUGGACUGCAUGGUGUUGAAAAAGCAUUGACUGACUUGAAGAAUGGAAGAGCUAGUGCCGUCAAGUAUGUCCUCAGGCUAGAGGACACAGAGGGGGUAGAACGGUACAGCACGAAUUGA